UUUUGAACUAACGCCUGUAACUUUAAAGUUAUAAAGGAAUAACUUUAAAGGAAUCUUUAUGUUAUGUUCUUAGAUUAGUUAAUCAUUAGUUAGAGUUAGAAGUUAAGUUAGAUCUAGGACAAGAGUUUUGACUAGAGAGAGCAAGUUCUCGUUCCACACUACUUAUGACACACGCUACUUAGAGAUCUGGGCUCCAAAACUACCAGAGAUGCCCUGCCCAAAGUGACUAAAUCUAAAUAGUCUAAAACCUAGUAGACCUAAAACUAAACAAUUAAAAAAAUAUGAGUGGAAUUUGGAAACCAGCAAGACAUAAAUAUGGUGUUGUCACCAGCAAUUUUGUAGCUAACACAAUCAAUCAGGCAUUACAACUAUACAUAGGUGAGACUGUUCAUGUUCUGGAAGAAUAUUGGCCAGAUCCCAAAACAGACAAAGUCACCUGGCUCAGAGGAUGUACUAUCAGUAACAAAAACAAAAAGGGAAUAUUUCCAUGUUGUUACAUAGCCUUCAAGGAGUGUACAGUUGAGAAUGAAGGACCUUUUGAAACGGUAACACCUGUAGAGGAUGCUGUCAUCACAGAAAUAAUCUUUGUUCUUAGAGAAUGGAAUACACGAUGGAAAAUGUUAUUUGUGGAGCGGAAGCAGCUAUUUCAAACAAUACUUUUAGUCAUGGGGGAAUUAGCCAAAUAUCGAACCCAACUCGCCUCAUCUACACUCACCAGAGAAAAAGCUUUGGAACAAAAACAUUCCGCUAUUAUAAUGAUGGACUGGGGCAACAGCCAACUGGGCCUGGAUUUGGUCCCAAGAGUGGAAUACCAACAAGCAGAUCCAGACCAACUUAGUGUGGUAGAAAUGUUCAGAAUACAUGAACAGAGUGUUCACAAUUGUCAGGGAGCUUGGCCCAAUGGUAUGAUGAAAGUUAUUCCAAGAGACAACCAGAAUGAAAAAAUGUUUCACCUGCUCAUAACUUUGUGUAAUCUGGGUUGUGAUAUUGGGGACAAUGCCGAAGUUUACCUUUCCUUAUACGACAACACCUCCGGCAAUUUUAUCAGUGAAAGAUUUGUCAUGCAUUUUAUCAAGACUAAACAGACUGAAGCCAGUGAUAAAAGUUUAAGUACUAUAUUUACAGAUUUAGUUGCUGAUGACCUACGUCGUGAUAUUUACUUGGUUGUCCAGAUUUUCAGAAAAGGUCGUUUAAACUCUGAAGGCAGCUUCAAGAAAUUACCAGUCUUUCAGUAUCGAAGACCCUGGGGGAUAUCAGUUUUGUGUUUGAAAGAUUUGUUCCAGAUCCAACCAGAAGCAGAACUUGAAUAUUUCCUAAGUGUUCACUGUGUUGACAAUGAAAAUUUUUUCAAUAUGCAUGAAUCAUUAAUCAGAAGGCAAGUGCAGUUGCUGGGAAAGUCCUUGAUAGAUAAACAGAACCAGGGCAUUACUUUGUCAGUGAAAAUAUUACAUGGUGACAUGAAGAAUGUGAAAAUAGACAACCCAAUGCUGUUCAAUAAACCUUCAGUUGUGUUAACUCAAAGGAUGGGAUUUUCAGAAUUUAUCAAUCCUGGUGAAGUUAGAAAUGAUCUUUAUUUAACUUUGAUUGGUGCAGACUUUGACAGAGGAUCAAAAACUGCUUCCAAAAACAUUGAAGCUCGAGUCACUGUCAAUAAUCAUAAUUAUGAAAUCAUUAAGGACUGCAUUCUUUCUGCUUCUGGUGACCAGAUGUCUUCUACUUUUUUUUCCUAUGUGUUGUAUCAUAGCAAUACACCAAAGUGGCAAGAAACUAUUCGGUUAUCCAUUCCAAUAGAGAAAUUCAAUGUAGCACAUAUAAGAAUUGAACUUUGUCAUUGCUCCAAUCGAGAUAAAGCUGAGAAAAAGAUGUACGGCUUUGCCUUUUUAUCGUUAACUAAACAAGGUAACAUAGCUCAAGAGGACGGUAAAUAUGAUCUACGUAUCUACAAGUGUGAUGAUUCCAGCAAAGUGAAAAAUUAUCUUCGCCUGUCCUAUCUGAGGGAUGAGAGUGAAGAUUUCAAAAAAUCAUCCAAUGAACACAGUCCCUACCAGCAAUCAUCAAGAGAGUUUUUAAGCAUUAGAACAUUGCUUUGCUCUACAAAAUUUGCUCAAAAAACUGAACUGUUGAAUGUUUUACAAUGGAGAUCAAAUCCUAGUAAAAUUCUGUAUCAUUUAGAUAGUUUAAUCAAACUGAAAGGUCAAGAAUUAGUUCGGUAUCUUCAAGAUGUUCUGGAUGCUCUGUUUGACAUGUUUACAGCUGGUGAGAAGGAACAAGUUCCAUUUGCAAUGGAGAUUUUUCAAACUUUGGUUCAUAUCUUUAAUUUACUCCAUGAAGACAAGUUCAAAAAAUUUAGUGAUGUCUUAGAAGAGUAUUUGCAAAAGUCAUUUUCAUCUCCACUUGCACACAGAGAUUUGAUGUUAUGUCUGAAGAAGCAAGCAGAGAGAAUCUACACAUGUUCAGAUUUUGAUGAAAGUAAUAGCAGAAAAGUUUUUAAGGUCAUAGGAGAUAUUUUUAAGUUUGCAGUUCAGUCAUGUAUUAUAUCCAAAAGGAUUAAUGCCGAUCAGCCAGUGCAGGAAUUCAAGAGAAAUCUCAACUUGGUCUUUGAUACAUUAGGCAAUGUUCUGAAGUCAACGGAGGUUGUUCUCCAUAAAGCUCAGGCCUACAUUUUAAGCAAUCUCCACAAGUGUUUUAUACCUCUGCUGCAUGUUGAAUCUCUGAUGGAACUCGCACAAAUUGUCAAAUUUCUUUUGAGUCGUGUUAAUGUUGAGCCUGGCAGCAAAGUGACUAAAGCCAAGACUAGUCUGGUGAAACAUGUCAUAAAUUCUCCACUUUUUCAGGAUGCAGCUUCAAGAAGUAUGCUAUUACCACUGUGCCUAGCUCACAUCAGAAAAUGUCUUGUGAAUAAAAAAAAUCUUGACUUGACAGCUAACACACUGGGUGAUUUGUUGAGUUCUGCAUUCAAACUUAGAGUUACAUGCAAUAUUUCUGAAGAAGUUACACAGAUCAUUCAAAGUGUUUUUGAUGCUACUGUCAGAAUUUUGAAGAAACUUGAAAAAGAAGAAAGAAAAAUAGCUGGUAGUCUUCUUGUGGCCUGCUUUACGGAAAUGCUACGCCUAAUGGAUGUAGGCCAUUAUCAGAAACUGCUGGGAGAUUUCCAAAACGCAACAAAGUCAAAGGUUCGUCUCUCUACACUAGCCAUUAAUCAUAUAUCCAAUCCAGCAGUGCCUAAGAAUUUCUUGAACAGGGUACUGUUAGUGUUUAAAGAUCUGAUUACGACCAGUGAUUAUCCUGCUGAUUGGACCACAAUGAGAUUGGUCACUAACAAUGUGAUGUUGACCUCCAUACAAUACAUUUCAGAAGAUUUGGCAACAAACUUUCUGAAUGGACCAGAUUUUGACAAAGAGCUGUGGUACAAUUUUUUUAUCCUGGCUGUUUACUUUAUUACACAACCAGAGCUUCAGCUGGAGAAAUAUUCAGAGGCUAAAAGCUCUAUGAUCAAAGACAAGUACCAAGACAUGAGGGUGCCAUUUGGUGUCCUUAUCAAUUCCCUUUGGAACCAACUUGGUCCAAAUAAGCAACAGCUGAUCAUAGAAAUGAUUGGUCCAUUUCUAAAAGUCACAAUGGUUCGACAAACUGAUUUACGAAAGGCUACAAUCCCUAUUUUCUUUGACAUCAUUAAGUGUGAAUUCUCUUUAAAAGGAGAUUUAAGAAGGGUGGAAAGUAAAAUGAUUCAUGAAUUGGAUUCACUAGUGAUAGAACACAAUGGAGAUGUGGAGUAUAAAGAAAUGUUUACAUCAAUAUUGCUGGAUAAAGUUCAGGCAGAACCAGAACUUAAGGAUGAGGGAGAGAGGUUCGUCUUCUCUGUCACAGACCUAUUGAAUCGGCUGCUGGACUAUAGAGACAUAAUGGACAGAGAAGAGCAAAGAGACACAAAAAUGCAUUGUACAUUUAAUAUCCUGAACUUUUACAAAGGAAAUCGCAUAGAUAUGUAUAUACGUUACAUUUUGAGACUCUUUGAUCUGCACUACAACGCCAACAACUUUGUUGAAGCAGGUCUUACUUUAAAACUCUAUGCCAAGCUGUUGACAUGGUCUACGGACCCACUUCCUCCUGAGAUGUCUUACCCUAGUGCCACAGAAGCUGAAAGGAAAGAAGAGCUUUAUACAAAGAUUAUAGCUUGCUUUGAUAGGGGCAAGGCUUGGGAGUAUGGUUUACCUCUUUGUAAAGAGUUGACAGAAUAUUAUGAAACAAGCUUUCAAUACAACAAGUUAGCUGAUAUUUUGAAAAAACAAGCCACAUUUUACCAAAACAUUCUCGGAGGCAAUCAGCUACGGCAAGAUCCAAUCUAUUACAGGGUGGCUUACUAUGGCAACACUUUCCCUCUAUAUUUAAAAAACAAAGCUUUUAUCUAUCGAGGGGAUGAGUGCUUAAGACUAGCAACUAUCAUGAAUCAAUUGACCACUGAGUAUCCACUGGCUCAAAUACUGACCAGUAAUUCACCAGUGGAUGAGAGCUGCAAGACAGGUGAUGGGCAAUACAUUCAGCUAGUCAGUGUUAAACCUGUGCCUGUUCAAAGGUUAGAAUUUAUCAACAAGGAAGUGCCAACUGAAAUAUCCUCAUUCUAUAACAGCAACGAAGUGGACACUUUCCAGUUUGAUCGACCUUACCACAGGGAUGAUAAAGACAAGAAUAAUGAAUUCAAGAGCCUGUGUCUUGAGAGAACUGUCAUGAAGAGUUCAUACCCUUUGCCAGGAAUUCUUCGCUGGUAUGAGGUUGUUAAAACUGAGACUCUUCAUUUCUGCCCAGUUCAAACAGCAUACAUGACAGUACAACAGAUGAAUGAAGAGCUAAGGGUCAGUUCCGAUAAUGCGGCCAAUUGUCCUGAGCAAUAUUUGAGUCACCUGUCGAUGAGGCUUCAAGGAGUUAUAAGUGGGGCAGUCAAUGGUGGAAUACCUAAGUACCAGGAGGCCUUUUUUAACCAAGACUACCAAUUGAAAUAUCCAAAUGAGAGUGAACAUAUUGAAAAACUCAAAUUAGUGAUUCAUGAGCAGAUUCAAUUGCUAGAAAGAGGUUUGUCUAUUCAAGGCAAAUAUGCAAGUCAAGAAAUGUUACCAUUGCAUCAUAGUUUAGAGGAUAUGUUUUCGAAGAUGAAAAUGUCAAUGGGAUAUCAGACUCCUUCUAAACACAGAGGCAGUACUUUAUCCGUUUUAUCAAAUGGAUCAUCACAAAGACCUACCACACCAAGUACAGGAUCACUUAACUCUAGUAACAGAUCAUCAAUUGUGUCUAGUGGUGAAGCAAAUGAGGAUGAUGAUAAUCUUUAUUUAGACCCUUCAAACCUAUCUGCUGUGUCACCCAGUCCCAGUGAUCCCAUGAACAAGGAGACACUUGGACAAUUAGCAUCACAACAACCUCCACCUUACAUUCCAAGAAAAAAAAGUAUAUCUGCAGUUUCAGCUGAUGUAGGCAACAGCCUAACAUCUCCAUCUUCAAACAGUGGGAUGGCUAGUUUUGAUCAAAGGCCUAAAUCUAAUAAUUCUGAAGCCAGUGUACCAGAUUGUGGACCACCCUUGCCACCCCGUACUGUACAACUAACGUCAAUAUCACAUUCAGAAACUUUAAUGGCAAAGACACCACCAAUACCUAAUCGCAAGCCUUCUGUUGGUCCUCUCAUCAGUACUAAGUUUAAAUCAGAGAGCAAUUUGUCUCCAAUAUACAACAAUAGCCAGGGAUUUAAUUCUCCAGUUUCUCCAACUCAAAACUCAUCACCUUCAAAAAGACCACAUGUCUCUUUACCUGUAACUCCUAAAGAUACAAGUCCUCUAAGUCCACCAGUACCUCCUCCUAAAGAUACAAGUCCUUCAAUGCCACCAGUACUUCCUCCAAAAGACACAGUUCAUCGUAUCCCACCAGUUCCUCCACCCAAGGACACUGCCUCUUCCAACCCACCAGUACUUUCUCCAACCCAGCCAGUAUCUUCUGCAGAAUACAGUCCAAACAGACUGUCUGCCCCACCUCCUCUACCUUUAAGAAAGCCUUCCUUACAAAACAGUAAACCUUAGUUGUUUUUUUUUCUUAGACUUAGUCAAUGUCAAAAUCUGUACUGCUUUAAAAUUUAUAUUUUGUACUUAAGAAUUAUGUAUUAUAUAAAGUCACAUAUUAUGUAAAUUAGAGUUUUAAUGCAGUUACAUAUGUAUACUUUGGUGUAUACUUUAAGUAAUACAUGGAUACUUUAAUGUAAAAAAAAAAAUUAUUUGUAAUUUUUUUUUUCUGCUAAAAAAUAUCUUGAUUUGUUAUCAGCUUUCAAUAUUUGGACAGAAAGUUAACAUAGCAAGUCAAAAUGUAUUUUAAUUACCAUUAUUGUUUUUAUGUCAUUCUCAUUUGAGUUGAGAAACAAACUUUGAUGCAAUCUUCAGGAAACUGAAAGCAGUAAUGUUUUAAAACUCUUUAAAAGUGGAAACUAUGAAUUACCUUGUUUAAGGUGUAAAUUCAAAUAAUUUAUCAUCAUCCCAAUUUUCAAUGACAGAUUGAAAAAGCUGUGAUCUUAAGCAUAUUCCUCUUAUCAAGAUAUGUCUAUGUCUAUUUAUAGAUAGUUCUGGGAAGGAUUGAUUGUAUUGUUCUGAAUUGUGAUAAAAUAAAACUACUAAAAAUAGCUUUUGUUUUAGCUUUGAUAAGAAAUGGAUACGUUAAAAAUAUCUCAAUUAACUAUUUGAUUACUUUGAUCAAUAGUAGUUACAUAUAUAUGUGGCACAGUCUUUCUUUAUUUUUUCAGCAUGGUGGAAUAUUGAAACUUAACCUAAUUGUGAAAAAUAGAGUAAAAAAAAACAACAGAUUCAUACUGACAACUUUUUUAAAACAAUGGAGCCAUUACUGACAUUAUAGACAUGUUUACAUAAUCCAAUUCUUAUUGUCAUUUUUAAGAGUCACUUUGUUAUUUCAAUACCAUUAAUUAAAAUUUAACAGCUGGAGAUUUGAAUUCAAAUGGAGUUUUGAAAAAAAAAUGUUGAUUUAAAUUUUGAGAAGGAAGUACAGUGAUCCCUCUUUUCUCAUAGAUGUGUUGAAGGACCACCUGCAAAAAUCACAAAUAGAAAUGGUAUAUUUAUUUUUAGUAUUCAUGCACUAGGGUUAGUCUUUAUAAACCACACACAUAAUGUAUAAUUUUUGUUAUAGGUUUGUUGAAGUAACUACUUUCUUCUCAGUCUUGCUGAAUAUAACAUAAUUUUCUUGGUGAAGUUACAAUGGCAGGCAAGAAUAAUUGGGGCUUAAACCAGUAAACUUCAGACAGGCAUCUCUUGUUUGCCUUGCAGCUAUACCCAAACAUGGAAAAUGUUUCGGGCAACAACCCUGAAAAAAAUCAAAACCUGUGACUGCUGAUUUCAAACUGUAUCUGCACUUGCUUUUCCUUUGGUCACAUCAGCUGCAAGAAGAGGAAAAAUGCUCAGUUGGUAACAUUGUUCAAACCAUAGCUAAUGCCCAGAAAUCAUUUCUAUGAGAUAACACAAUUGUAGCUUCAUGACUGAUGGAGACCACAUAGAAUGGCAGUGCAGAAUAGUAUUCCCCUUCCUUAAGCAUGUCAUCCAGUGUCAUUUUUCUCUUUUGUGGUCAACAUCCUUGCACUUACGCUUAGGCUGUUCAUCUUAAAUCUUAGAACUUGCAGGGAAUUUGGGUGGCAUGGUAGGCUUUGAAUUGAAUGCAAUAUUUUACAAGAAAACCACAAAAUAAAAUAAUAUUACAGGCAUAAAAUGUUCAAAGCACUCUCAAAUGAAGCUCCACAUGAAACGUCAGAGCAAGACCUAGAAAUGAGGAAAGUUAUUAUAGAUCAACACUUCACUGAAUACAAUUCUGGGAUACAAUUGAAACAAGAAACAAAUCAAAUUUUAUUUCUAAUGGUGAGUAGGCUGGUAGUGCAAGGGAUGCUGGUUCUCCUUUCAGAGACUACACACUAUUGUAUUUACUGUUAUUCAUAUUAAAAAAUUUUUUUUUUUUAUAAUGUUUCUUUAUUAUUAGAAUUAAUAUUAUUAAUAUAUUUUAACAUAUUUUAUAUAUUUUUUGAUGAUUUCAUGUACAGAUUCAUAAAAUAUCUAUACUUUCCACCGAUUGAAUUUCGCAGAAAAUCUGUGACUAAUGCUUACCUUGUUUCCCAUUUAUUUUUUAAACCAGCUAAAGCAGAAACAUGAAUUGUUGAGGGAUCACUGUACAAGUUUCUAGAACUUUACCAUUUGUCUGUUCAUAUUUUUAAGUAGAAUGCAAUAAUUUUAAAAUUAUGUUCCUAUUUCUGUAGUUGUUUUUUUUGUGUGUAUAUACAAUGUAAAUUACAUUUUUUGAUUCUGAUCAGUUUCAAGUUUAUUUUAUAACUUAUUAAAUUUGAAGAUUGUUCAGUAGCCUUGCCAUACAACAAUUUCACUGUUUGUAAUCUGUGAUGCAGAAACUUUUGGACUAGAUAACAUUUAAUUAAACCAAAGUAUUUGACUCUUAAAUCUAACACAACUAAAGCAGACGUAAUCAUUAUGGACACAUUUGAAUUGACAUCAAAAUGUCAAUCUGUUUCAAGUUCCAACAAAGUUUUGUAAUCUAUUUUCUUUCAACAAACACUCAAUGCAGAUGUAAGGAUAAAAGUUUUGUUAGAAAUGAACUUUGGCUGUAUCUACUUCAAUAGCUCCAGUAAGCCACACACAAGAAAAAGCAAUGAACUUAAAACAUCUCAAAGUUAUGAUUACUGGGAUCUUGUAGUUGUCAAAUGGAAGAAGAGGCAAAAAUGUUUGUAAAAUGUUUUACAUGUUUCGGAUGUUCCUUCAGAGUUGAAGAUAAUUACUUCCUAGUCCAAACCUCCCGCAGGACGGCGGGGGAUGGGAGCGGGCAGGGUUUGAACCCGGGAUCAUCGAUAAGUCCGAACGACCAGGCAGCCCAUGUUCCCAAAUAGGGCAAUGUGUAUGAUUCUAUUUACUUGUAUUAAUAUUGUGCGACAUGCAGCACAAAGAAACCAACUACCUGCAAUUUACAGAGUUAGUUUCUCGUAUACUUUUUGGUCUACUGGUCAAUGCGGCUCUACAAGUAAUGGGAGGCAAGAAAGCCACCACCAAAUAAUAGACAAACUUGAUUAGCCAUGGUCAUUUAAUUAGCUACUGUAAGUACAAAAUAAAUUUUAUUUCUCAAAUCUAAUCUAUGAUUCUACCUACAUUUCUAUUCAGAGGGGAGAAAUUCUGAUUUAAAUCAAUUAUUAACACUUAAGAUUGGCAUAAAUAUAUUUUAGUCCAGCUUCUGUUAGAAGUUUCUUCCAUUAUGAUUCCUAUCUUAGAACUUCAAUUUUCACUUGUUUUUGUUAAAUCUGUUGAACUAAAACUAAGCUCAGUGUAAUAUUUGACCUAGAUAUUAGUAAUAUCUUGUACAGUUUGAAAUAGCUGAUUGUUUCUAUUGUUUUUUGUACAUUUGUUUAAUGUCAACAACUGGUCGCUAUGUAAUCAAUAUUAUUAUGAAUAUCAAAGUUUAUUAAUGCUUGAUCAAACCAUUUGCCUUGUAUUGAUAUUGUAUAGUUCAGUCUUAUAAAUCAUUCACUUUAAUUGUACUUUUGACUACUUGUAAUACCAAGAUGGUUAGAUAAGAUAAUAUUUGAAGUAAUUCUCAUAUCUCUGAUAAUAUAGUCUUCAGGUAUUAUGCUAAAUUGUAACAGUACUAUGAUUUUUGAUGCAGCAUUGUAUAAAUGAUAAGACCUUUGACCUUUGCACUAUGCUGUUUAUUCUAAUGACAUGUUAAUGUAUUAUUUUUUUUAUUAUUAUUUUAUUAUUUUAAAAUCUUAGUUGUUGACAUUGGGAACAAUUAUUUAUCUUAGUUUGUUGAGACAAUCUUCAGUUGAAAUAAAACUAUAUUUGCAAAAAAGGAAAUGUAAAUGAAUAAACAGUAGCACCCUC
Molecule: messenger RNA, 9902 nt
Organism: Biomphalaria glabrata
Lineage: Eukaryota; Metazoa; Mollusca; Gastropoda; Planorbidae
Product: dedicator of cytokinesis protein 3-like
Exons: 53
Coding region: 282-6059 (1925 amino acids)
Biological process (GO): small GTPase-mediated signal transduction
Cellular component (GO): plasma membrane; cytoplasm
Molecular function (GO): guanyl-nucleotide exchange factor activity; small GTPase binding
Source: RefSeq, a predicted model, not a curated record